AUGAGGCUUCUCAGGUCAUUCUCAACACAAGCUCGCAGGCCCCCGUAUUCUGUCUUGUUUUUUGGAACUGACGAGUUUUCUGCCAUCACGCUCAAACGUUUGUUAGAGAGGCCAGAUGUUAUUCGACAUGUGGAAUUAGUUUGUCCUCCUGAUUCGACGCGGACCAAGAUACAGCAAUGUGCUGCCAAGACGUUUGCUGAAUCUGCGGGUGUAAAAAUUCAUCACGCACCUCCAAAAACACUCAAAGGAUGGGAUAUUCCAACCGCUUCAGAUACAAAUCAGUCUUUUGAUAUUGGACUUGUGGUGUCUUUUGGCUAUUUCAUUACAAAGAAGGUGCUUUCGUCCCUUCCUUUGCGUGCCGUGAAUGUGCAUCCGUCUUUACUACCUCGGUAUCGAGGUGCUGCACCUAUUCAGCAUUCGAUUCUUAAUGGCGAGACAGAGACAGGAGUCUCAAUCAUAGAACUACAUGAAGAGAAGUUUGAUGCUGGAAGACUACUGCGGCAAGCUCAACUUGCCAUACCACUUAACGUACACUACGAUCAACUACACGAUCAGCUUGCAGAACUUGGAGCACAAGAAUUGAUUUCGACUCUUGAGGACUUUCCAAAUCAUUUGCUCAAUGCCAAACUGCAAGAUGAAGCACUUGUAUCGCAUGCACCCAAGAUUCAAAAGUCACAAGCCCAUGUACAGUGGUCGCAAAUGAGUAGUCACAAUGUGUUUAGGCUUUACCGAGCAAUGGGCUCAAAAAUACCUGUCUAUACCACCUAUCGAGGAAAACGAGCUCAACUUAUAACACUACUGGAUCCUGUUAUUACCUCAUUCCCUUCAUCACUGAAUCGGAAUGCACCACCAGGCACUCUCGUAAUUGACUCUUCAAAGGCAGAUCCAGUCUUGUUUAUACGAUGCUCGAAUGACUGGAUUGGAUGUACAAGGCUUCACAUUCAGGACAAGAAGGAAGUCAAUAUUCAGCAGUUCAAAAAUGGGUAUCAGGUUUUGAAUUUCAAGGAGGCUUUUGGAUUGUAG
Synchytrium microbalum is the source of this 1023-nucleotide messenger RNA. RefSeq names its product methionyl-tRNA formyltransferase (gene FMT1). Gene Ontology annotation, biological process: conversion of methionyl-tRNA to N-formyl-methionyl-tRNA; biosynthetic process. Gene Ontology annotation, cellular component: mitochondrion. NCBI's taxonomy places the organism in Eukaryota, Fungi, Chytridiomycota, Chytridiomycetes, Synchytriales, Synchytriaceae. Gene Ontology annotation, molecular function: methionyl-tRNA formyltransferase activity. Bases 1 to 1023 code for a protein of 340 amino acids. The transcript has 9 exons. The record is from RefSeq and is a predicted model, not a curated record.